Molecule: messenger RNA, 1254 nt
Organism: Sporisorium graminicola
Lineage: Eukaryota; Fungi; Basidiomycota; Ustilaginomycetes; Ustilaginales; Ustilaginaceae
Exons: 2
Coding region: 1-1254 (417 amino acids)
Source: RefSeq, a predicted model, not a curated record
AUGGCUCCAGUUGCUCAGACCCUCUCUGCGCUGCUUCCGUUGGUGAGCAGGGCGACGCCAGGCAACCAGACGUUCCUCAAGCAGCUGCCACAAGGCUACAACUCGAGCCUCAUCUCGUUCAUCGAUCGACACGAGCUCGAUGUGAUCCACGGCAGCUUCAACCGUUCGGUCUGGACGAGCCCGUGGAACGACACGCUUUCGGCAGCCUUGUCGACUUCAGAGUUUAGCCAGGUUGCUUCGACGCCGUUCAUCGCCUAUGACCGUCGGUUCCUGGACAUUAUCGGACAGCAGCCUUCGAUCAAGAAACUGAUGGACUUGGACCAGCGCAUUCACGAGGCACCGAGCUACAUUCCCGAGACCAACCAGCUCUUCUUCACUGCGUGGGGUGAGCUCAAGCCCGAUUUGUUUGCUCAGCAUAACUGGCAGUAUUUGGUCGACGUAGGUAGCCUGGAUGACGAUGCCAGCCAGAUCAAGUGGCAUAACGUGACACUGGAUCCGCCGGUGCAGAACGCGCACGGAAGCUUCUACUACAAUGGCGAGCUGUACGUCUGCACCGACGGCGGCAACGGCACAGCGCCGGCUGUCCACGUUGUGGAUGUGCAGAGCAAGACAAGCAAAGUUCUGUUCAACAACUACUAUGGCCAUCAGUUCGAUGGGUUCAACGACCUGGCCAUUUCGCCGGAUGGGACCAUCUUCGUGUCUGACACCAGCACAGGCUACGACCACGGCAUCAACCCGUCGCCGCCUGGCAACCCGGGGUACACGUGGAUGUACGAGCCGAGCACGGGUGAGGUGCGAGCGGUGGGCAACACGCUGUCCAAGGGCAACGGCGUUACCGUGUCUCCCGACGGCCAGCAUCUGGUGGUGGCCGACACGGGGGCAUCUGGGUCGACGGGCAAGGAUCCGUUGGGCAACCGCUCGCUGACCAAGUACAAGGUGGUGUAUACCGAUGAAGGGGGUCAUGCUGUUACGUCUCCCUCGAUUCUGGCCACGCCGAUUGCCGGGCUGUACGACGGCCUGCGGUACACGGGCAACGGCAAGUACCUCGUUGGUGGCAGUUACGAGGGGCUUGACUUCCUGGACGCGGUCACGGGUUCGGUUCUGGGCACCAUCAAGGUCAAGUCGACCGACUCGACGGUCAACUUUGCUUUCCGCAAAGGAGGCGGCAUUUACGUGGUGGGUAAGGGUGGCAUGUACUCGAUCAAGAUUGACGAAGAAGUCGCCUGGAGUGAUGCUGCUUUUAGCGGUCAAUGA